Molecule: messenger RNA, 9110 nt
Organism: Pocillopora meandrina
Lineage: Eukaryota; Metazoa; Cnidaria; Anthozoa; Scleractinia; Pocilloporidae
Source: the annotation of a GenBank genome assembly
AUGGCGUCUUCCUCGUUCCUUCCUGAAAAUGGGAAUUCGGUCGCUGUAAUUCUUUUUUUGAUGACGUUUUAUCCGUGUUUCACAGCUGAUUUACUAGAUCCAAGUCUUUUCAGUCAAACAUUAACCAAACUAGCUUCAGAUGGACUUGGCUUCUCUAAUUUGCAGGUAAGAUCAAGAUUCAUAGUUUGGAUGCACGUGAAGUCCUUUCAAUUCCUGUGUAUAUCAAAAACGUUUUGUGCAAGAAAAAUUUGUGUAAAUGGUUACGUCCUGCAAUGUAUUACUGCCCACCAACAGCAUUAUCUGGCGGAGAAUUUUAUGUCAUUUCUGCUGCUAAAUAAUUUAACUAAUUAAGUAGUGUUUAUAGGAUUGAAAUAGAUCAUAAAAAUAGUAGGUGUGUACCAGGCAUAUUAAAAAUUUUUGUAGAAAGAAAAAAAAAGUUGGCAUUGGCUAAAAAAUAUUUUAUUGGACGUUUCGGCUACUUAGCUGUUGUCUUCUUCAGCAGAGAUAAAAAAAUGCAAAUAUCUAACGGCGUCCUGCUUGGUAUAUGUCCACGUGUAUGAUAAAACUAAAUCUUCAAGGAAUUUUUUAGUGUAACCAUAGUCUUUAGAGUAUUUUUUAAUGGCUCUAAAAAUUCUUAAUGUUAUUUUACAUGUUUGGUAGCGUUAAGUGUUCGUUCAGAGCGUUUCUAUCUCGCAUGGAAUACCAAGCUUCAAGAAUUAGUCUUUGUCGCCACGCCGAUGACCUUUCAACAAUUUCAACACUCUCCAAAUCUAUUUGGUGACUGUAAAGCAUAUGGUGUUUGGCCAACAGAGAGUUUUCAUCCAGUGUUGCUAAGGCAUUUGUGUGUUCUUUCACGCGUGUUUUUAGUGCGUGCGAUGUUUAUUAGGUUGGCGGCCAUUGUGAAUGAAAUUAGCACGGUAGUUAUUAGCGGCGAGGGCUUUCGCUACUCGCUUAGUUUCCCGAGACACUUCGUCCUUAGCGGAAGGAUGUUCUUUGCGCGAUCCAUGAGAGUGCGCACGACCGAGUGUUUGUACUGGGGAUGGUGGUGUGAUUUGAAAACAAGGUCGGUGUUGGUAGCUUUCCUGUAGACAGGCACAGUGGUCGUGCCAUCUUCUUGUCUGGUUUUUUUAGUGUCAAGAAAGCCAGUGGAACCUUCUGAUUCUAUCUCGAUUGUAAAUUUGAUGUGAAGGUUGAUGGAAUUGAGGUGUGAAUGAAAUUCAUCUACGAGUUCCCUUUUUACACACACGUGGCUGUCAUCUACGUAUCUAAACAACCAUUUGGGAGUAACGAAAGUCCUCACCGCUAAUAAAUACCCUGCUAAUUUCACAAACAAUGGCCACCCAACCUAAUAGACAACACGAACUUAAUGAUACCAACUAGCGCGGCUUGGUUAUCCCACCUUAUGCCAAAGGAUUUUCCGAGAGAGUCACUAAAGUUCUUCAAAUUUUCAACAUCAAAGUCGCCUGUAAGCCUAUCCGCUCAAUCUCGACCGUAAUUAAAAAGCCAAACGACACGAUGGAUCGAGAGAGAGGCUUCCGGAGGAAUCGUGUACAAGCUCAAAUUUAAAGAUUGUGAUUGUGUUUACGUUGGUCAGACAUCGUGCGCACUAAAAACACGCGUGAUAGAACAACUUUUUUUUAUUCUUGUUACCGAAAUAGACCAUAGUUUUCAUACAGUUUCAUGUUCCACGAUCCAGCUCCAAUGAGCUACACAUGAUAGACAGGGUCAGUUUUUAGAAGUGCCACUAGAGAGGAGUACGUACGCAAAAACCUACGACCGGUCACGUUUGCUACAGAUUUCCUUCGCUCCACUCAAUAAACACUGUGCAAUCAUAAAGAUAUCAAAUAUUGACAGGGAAGCUGUGGUGUUGAGUUCUUUACAGCACUCUGUUCAGUUAGCAUCCACGCUUCUGGAAUUUCUAGUCCACUAUCCCUGUUGAUGUUGCUAGGGUGAAGUCUUAUAUAAAUUGCCUCUUUUACGCUGCGCGGGUAGUAAUAAGGAUCACGAUCAAUCCAGAUGGCGUAGUUUACGGGAUUCCCUGUAAAUGCGGCAAGGUGUACGUCUGAGAGACUGGAAGAGCUAUGCAAGACAGAAUUAAGGAGCACGAUCGAGACAUUCGACUCGCCCGUACUGAGACCUCCGCCGUUUCAGAGCAUGCCCGCAACACUGGACACAAGCCACUCUGGAACGAAGUAAAGUUUAUUGAUCGUGACCCUUAUUACUACACGCGCAGGGGCAAAGAGGCAAUUCAUAUAAGAUCUCACCCUAACAACAUCAACAGGGAUAGUGGAAUGGAAAUUCCAGAAGCGUGGAUGCCCACGAUCAAAAAACGCAACAACAGGAGGGCAGUGCGACAGCGGACCGCCGAGGGACCAAAUCACUGAGUGAACAGCAAGUAUCGAAAUGCACCAAUCAGAGCUGUUGUAAAAACAACUAAUCACAGCAGAACAUCCUGCUUUAGAAGAUCACGCAUGACCAGUCGACCUGGUCGUCUGAAGAAGACUAUCAGUAUGCAGUCGAAACGUCGCGUCUACAUCACACGUGACUACAUCGUGAGACAAACCAAAAAAUUAGCUUUUAUUAUAAGCAAAUAAUAAAUAAUUUUCAUCUUCAUACCCGUUUAAGUCCUUCUUGCUAAAUCCCAAUCUCAAAAUCUAUCUCUUCCACCAACCAUCUCAAUCUCAUUUUAAACGCACCAGUUCAACUGACAGUACACCGGUUACAUGAAAAGAGUCGUCACGUCAGUUGUUUGCUUCUUUUACAAAUCCUAGUUUAUCUCUUCUUUUAUCUAUUUCUUCUUGUAAAUCUUGAUUAUCUCUUAUCCAGGAGCAUUUUGACAGGUUAAAGUUUACAGAGACAGUCGUGGAUGGCAGUCAACUUAUCCCCAAUCUGGCAGCAAGUGUCUCAAACAAAUUCAGAGACAGGUUUCACGUUGUACAAAGGCUUAAAACAGCUGUUGAGUCCUCCUGGCCCACACCUCCCUCAUCAAUCCCGACAGAAUGCUGUCGAGUGUCAAGUUCAUCUAAAAAUGCAGAAUAUGACUCCAGAUUUCGAAAGCGAAUCGACAUAUCAAGUGCGUGCGUAAAAGUAUCUCAAAAUGCUCCCCCAUCACCUAAACAUGUCGCCAAUUCAGUCGUGGAGGAGAUGAAAAAUAUUUUGCAAGAUAAUCCUUUCAUCAAGUGGCAAUAUUUUGCAUCAGGAGAAGGCACGUUGGCUAAUUACCCUGUAUUUGAGGAUACGGAAGAUUGCAGAUCUUAUGAUCCUCGUUUAAGGCCAUUUUACGUAGAAACGGCCACCCCGAAGCCAAAGGAUGUUAUUCUUGUUCUCGACACCAGUGGAUCGAUGAGAGGAAGCCGGCUAACGAUCGCUAAGGAAGCUGCUAAAACCUUUUUAAGCACAAUGAAUCCAAGAGACAGGGUGAGUAGGAAUAAAAGUUUGUGUGUACAAGUGCUAAGCCUUUUGCAACCGUUGGAUAAUCCUAUUCUACAACAGAAAUAAAAGGAAAAUGUAUUUUUACAUAUUAUUAGACUCCUCGUCCCCUUUAACCCUCAUAAAGCAUAUACUAAUGCAUUGAAUAAAUGACUUAUUAAAUUAAUGAUCAGUUGAUUCGCCUAACUAUUGAAUGAGUUGUCAACAACUAAAACACCGUGAUUUGCCAACGCUAUGUUUGCAUGUUAACUACGUAGCUGACUUAACGAUUGACCCAACUACUUACCACCGCCUGACCACAUGUAAUUACUCACUCACUGUCUUAUAGAAUGCUUUGAAGAAAAUAUUAUCUGCUCUUCUUUACUCUAGAUCGGAAUGGUAAGCUUCAGUGGUGAAGCAGCCACACCAACAGGGUACAGAGAUGAUGGGCGUGACUGCCACAGCGAACGUUUAGCAGAUGCCACACCAAUCAAUAUAAAAUACAUGGACAGCUAUGUUGAUUCACUGUCUUCUGGAGGUAAAAAUCAACUAGCAUUCUUUUUCAUGUCAUUAGUAGUCUCUGACUGUGAUCCUCUUGACAUGUUCACUGAUUACCCAAGCAAAGUCGACAAAAUGAGAAUUUUAAGUUUUGUAGGUACGAUGUUGAGUUAUGCCAAAUUUAGCUUGAUCUGAGACAAUUCAGUAGUUUGCAGCCUUUCUCAUCCAUGUGUAAAGUUAAAGAAAGCGUCUAAGGCUCUUCACAAAACUAAUAAUAAUCACAAUCUUGUCGUUAUUUAAUACAGGAAGCACGCAAUACUCCAAAGCUUUCCACUCAGCCUUCAAUCUGCUGAAAAGUACCUCCACUGGAAGAGAAGCCUCAAGGACCAAAGUCAUAAUCUUUCUAACGGAUGGUGAGCCAACCGAUGAACCAACGGAAAUCAUGCAAACAAUACAAACAAAGAACGCAGAGCUUAAUAACAAGGUGGUGAUAAUGACGUAUGGGAUGGAACAGGACUUACAAAUCCUUCGAGAUAUUGCUUAUCAAGACGGUGGACGAUAUGGAGUAUCGCAAGCUACUGACGUUACUGUAAGUACAACCACCCUAUCCACGACCCUGUCACGGACGCGGAAUGAAGAAAACUCCAGGCUACCCAUUAGGAUCCGAACCUAAACCUUCCAAUUUCUUAAUCGAAAGAUCUUAGCCGUGGUGAAUUUUCACGAGCUUGGCAUCAUUGUCACGUGGACAUAUGGGAGCCUAAUGUAUCAGUUGCACUUGAGAAGACCUCAUUAGUCGUUCAAAGUGGGUUGAAGUUAAACUUCUAACUACUUUCCUUUUAUUAUAGGAAGGAAAAUUUACUUACGUAGGAAACACAGAAAAUUUGCAAAGAGAUUUGGCAACGUAUUACGAUUUCUUCUCUGAAAACGUAGUGCGCGAUGCACCAAUCAUAUCCAUUCCGUAUAUUGAUGCUUUUGGCACGGGUAAGAGUCGAGUAUUAUUGUAGCUGUUAAAAUAACGAGUUGCAACUGUUUUUGGUAUGUUAAACUUAUACAAUAAUUAAUGAAGGGCUAUUCCAUCAAUUAAAUGUGUAAUCGUGAGGAUACAAGCCGAUCAAAAGGUUUGAUGUGGUCGACUGCUGCCGCAAAAAUGGUCUCGAGGUGAUUCAGUCAGCCCCUUCUAGUUAUGACUUUUAACCUAGUUAUGCGUUUUUUUAUCAUUUGUUUCUUGAAAUUGCUCAGCCCUGCUAACCUCUGUUCAUUUCGAUUCUCCUUCAACGCAAGAGAUCAAAUUUCCUCUCUCGAAGCUUACUUGGUGGGAAAUCAUUUUCUGCGAGACAAAAUGAACACUAAGAUCAUUACAGCAAAGUCGUCCAAGACCAUGUAUGUGGAGGAGUGUGUGGGGCUAGUUAACCAUUGAACUUGUAUAUCUAUCUUUACAGGUCUGCUAACUUCCAUAACACUCCCGUGUUAUUACCAAGGGAAAUUCAUCGGUGUUGUUGGUACCGAUAUUAGCAUGGAAGACCUUCUAUCGGAAAUCACAUAUUUUCAGAGAGGUCAAUCAAGGUACGCUUUCAUGGUGGACAGUUCUGGGAAGACCAUGAUGCACCCUCUUUUACCAGCCUCUUCAGAUGCAUUCGGUGACCCCAUUUUCAUGGAUAUAACAGCUUUAGAACCUGAAUCCGAAUUUACCUCAGUGUUUCUAUCAAUCAAAAGGUAAUGGGUUGGGCUCAAAAACCAUUGUAGCUUAGCUAUUGAACGCAAAAGGUAACUAAGAAUAACGAAAUUGCUUAUGUUUCAAUGUUACUUCUUUAUUAGGCAAAGGAAAAUUGAAGUUUAGUUUGUAGUUUCGAUGUAUUUGCUCUGGAUCGAUUCAAAACAACGAUGAAAAAAGAGAUGUACAGGAAAUCUCGUCCGAGUAGAGGUUCUUUGAAUUCGAUUUAUUUUAUGAUAGAAACAAAGAUCUUAUGUAGUUCGAACGAAACACCCAUUAACAAGUUGAACGUAAAUCAAUUAAACGAUUUCAUUUUAUCUUUUCCAAGUGGUAAAUCUGGACAGAAAACAUUUCCAUCAAAGCGUUUCCUGGCUCGUGGUGGACAAGUAGAGGAAGGAGUAACAGUUGCAACUUAUCGGUCGACCUAUUUCUGGGAACCAGUUCAGCACACUAAUUUUAUUGUUGCGAUUGUUGUUAAAGAUGGCGAUAAGGAUGAAACACUGGACACUCAGACUAUUCCGUCUGGUAAACCAAAGCAUCAUUGGAAAAGAUGCAAAUUAUCAGAGAGAUAUUGACCGACUUUAUGUUUCCCCGUUAACGACUGACCUUAUAGAUCCUUAAAAUGCAACCUUAUUUUUUGAUUGAAUUCCUUUACGUACAUGUUUGUAGUACCUUUAAAUAUUGUGCGCUUUUCUACGCAGAUUUUGAAUUCUUAUACCAUCGCUUGGACUUGGUGAAGCCGGAUUCGUCAUGCGUUCACUUUUCAAGAUAUGCAGCAAAAGGUUUUUAAGCCCCCCGCCCUUCCCCACUCAUGAAAUGUUAUCGUCGUCAUUGCUAUUUAUGCUCAAUGAUUUUUAAAAGAUAUCGCGACUCUUAAAUGUUGCAUCAUAUUAUAGAGCAAUAUCACAACCCUUAUUAUUGUCGCAGAUUCAACUGUGGUAAAGUUUAGUGCAGAAGCCUUCACAGAUCCAUACAAAUACCUUGGACUGGAUGAGUCAGUAUCUAAAGUAAAUGCUUACGAAAGGUUUAUGAAAAGCGCAAGAGCAAUCAACCUCGGAUUUAAAAGUGGCAUACGUAAUACAGUCUUAGCUACCAAGAAGGUAGAAGAUAUUUGGUUUCGAAAAAAAUCGGAGUACACUAAAUAUCUUGUUUGGAGAUAUGUUGGCACAGCCAAUGGUGUUUUCAGAAUGACACCUGGAACUUUGCUGGUCAAAUCUUACGAUCCGAGGAAAAGACCAUGGUAAGUAGUAUAAGGUUAUAAAAUUUAUAUUGGGAGUAUGUUUCACAUUCUUCCAUGGUUUUUUAACUUUAAAAAGUAUCCUAGGAGCCAACAAAGCUUUGUCGUCCAUCGUUUGUGUAGACAUCAUUAGUUCACAAACAGAAAUGUAUGAUAAUCUACUCGAAAGUCCCACAUACCUAUCUCAUUGGGCGAUUAAGCUUUAGUUACCACAUGAUAUGUCGCAUUAUCAUUUCAUCUUUUGUCAUUUUUAAGGUAUCACGCCGCUCUCAGCAAUACGGGGUCAGUUGCCCUCUCCACGCCCUAUAUAGACGCCUUCGGUGCAGGAGUGGUGAUAACUGCAGCCCACACCCUCUACCGCGGUGAGACAAACAGCCAGCAUAGUACAAGUGAUCAGGUUAUUGGAGUCAUGGGCGCAGAUUUUCCCCUAUCAUACUUCCAAAAGUAAGUGUAUCAUAUUUUGUAGACCGCACUUCUAUUACAUAGCUAUCAUAUCUUUGUGUCUAUUUUACUCUGUGAAAAACAGAUCAUUCUAUUCGUAUUCCAACCAUAGAUACUUAAAGUACUGAGGUGAGUUCCUUUCUAGGCUAAAACCGUUUAAACCGAGGUUGUCUUGUUCUAGUUUUUGCCUUAAUAAUAACUAAAUACUUUUGUUUCAGACUCCUAACAGAUACAUACCCAAAGUGUGAGGAGAGCAGCUAUGAUUGUUUUGUUUUGGACAGAGCUGGAUUCCUAAUCAUGCACAAUGAUUUCCUACAGCCAGAUAUAACAGCUAAAACUCUGGAGUAUGUCCACAUCACAGAAAAAGAGAAAGACAUCUCCGAAGAUCUGAUACAAAAAGGUUAUCUGGUGAAGAAGGAAUGUCGAAAUUUGGAGACAAAUUGGCUUGCAGAGCUUUUACGAGCUAAAGCUUCCAUUUCAAGGAGUAAGUACUCUUGAGAAUGGACAACGUUGCAAGAAGUAUGAGCUCUUGAAAGUUGAUGGAAGUAAUGCCUUUUUGGGUAAGAGAGAUGGGAAAAGUCUGAUAGGUGUGUUACAAUAGCAAAUAUAUUUAAUUUACGCUGAGAAUGUUUCUUUUCUCUUUUACAUCAUCAGGAAUCAUAUCAAGGGAGGGCUCGUGUUCAUCCAAGACUUGCAGCUGCUCCAGUAACAAAGAAUGUUCCAACGUGAAGGAAUUGACUUGCGAAUGCCCUUGUUCCUCACGACUUGAAUUUCAUUACUGUAGGAGUGAAUUUCCAGCCAGCAAGUAAGCUUAUCAUAAUGUGAAAAGUUGAUAGCACCGGGUUUCGUAUGUAAGCUUAACAAGCUUAACAGCUUUAUUUUCUUGCAGUAUUUCCAUUUGUCCCGUGCCAGCGACUGUUGUUCUCUCUGAGCGAGUAAAUGAUCCUUCAGUAAAUGGCUUAGGGAAAUGUUUCGACCCACAAUGUGACAAGAAGCCUGAUUCAGAGUCAUGUGACGGAGUCGUAGGCUGCUAUUAGUGCGUUAGAGAUAAGUUCAAUACUCCUCUUUCCAAGGAAUACUGCGCAGAUAUCAAUACCUGCUAUGGUGGCACACAAGGUAUGUCUUAAACUGUUUAUUCGAAGACACUUUUUCCUGAAGUGUGCAUCAAUAAUGUAUGUACUUUAUUGUUCAUUCUGCAGGCACAAGAGCCCCAGGAAGCGGUAAUAUUCCAACCAACCCCACCAAUCCAGAAGAUGACGACGAUAAGGGUGGUCUCUCGGCAGGUGCCAUUGUCGGUAUCGUUCUGUGGUCGCUCGCUGCUGUCAUUGUGCUUGCUUUCAUCUUUGUUAAAUGUAACAGAGAAAGUACUCCAAAAACGGUUGCAGCCUUGGCUCCGACUCCAGCAGUGGAAUACAAUGCACCGCCGCCUACCACCCAUCCACCAGAAUGCGCAUACCGACCUGAGCCUAUUUUUCCUGUGCAUAGCUCCCAGUUAUGAUCAGGCAAUGUCAUCUUUUCCUACCGCUUCUGCACCGCCCUAAAAACGUUCUUAUAGGAGUGUGCGUUAGCGUUUACUAGGUUAUAUGAAAUUAAGGAGAGCUUGGUAAUGCAUUCACUUUACCAGGAGUGGUCCGUAAACGAAAGGAUGAUGCAAUGACACUAUAAUACGUUCUGCCAGAUAAGAGACGAUCCGACCUCUACUAUUCUGACACAGAUCCUGCUCUUAAUCUGAUGCCGGUGGUGCUUCUAUAUUAUAUCAUACGCUCAAAAAAUUUUAGUCGAGUCUUGUCAAAUCGAACCUAUUAAAGGCACACG